AUGCGCGUCCGAACGCUUGAAAUCCGCUGGCACGAUAGCAAGCCCAUCUCUACCUGCGACUUCCAACCCGUGUCGUUCAAAAAGGCGCGUCCCGCGCACGAGAAGCACUUCGCGACGCAAGCAUACAGACUAGCCACAGGAGGCGAAGACAACCAUGUCAGAUUAUGGAUGGUAUACCCGAACAUACUGCCUCAGUCUAUAGUGGAGAACUCGUCGAGUUCGGCCACAGUCACUCCAACUCCACGCCCACCAAGGGUCGAGUAUCUCGCCACCCUUAAUAGGCACUCUGCCCCUGUCAAUGUCGUGCGGUUUAGCCCGAAUGGGGAGCUGAUUGCCUCAGCCGGUGAUGAUGGCAUGAUCAUCAUUUGGUCACCUACUGCAAACCCUCAUGCAAGCAGCUAUGGCAGCGACCUCACUCCUGAGGAACUUCAAUAUGAGAAAGAACACUGGAAACCGCGCACAACAUUCAGGUGCACAACAAUGCAAGUAUAUGAUCUAGCGUGGAGCCCAACUGGCGAAUAUAUAAUCGCAGGCAGCACAGACAACUGUGCCCGAAUAUUCACCGCCGAAGGUAAUUGCAUUCACGAGCUCGCCGAGCACAACCACUACGUACAGGGCGUAGCGUGGGACCCUCUGGAUGAGUACAUAGCCACUCAGAGCAGUGACCGCUCGAUGCACAUCUACAGCAUCUCGCGGACGGACGAUGGGCUGGAAGUGCACGCGGUCGGCAAAAACACUCGUAUCUCACACAAACAUAGUCGUACGCCGCAUUCACGCACGCGCAGCCGACCCCGGAUGUUCCGACGGGAGUCAACCGCGAGCGAGACGGAGUCGGUGAUCACGACUGCGAGCGAGCAGUUCAUAGAGGAGUCCAUUGCAUCCGGUUCCGGCGUCGGGAAUCAGCUGUUGACGCCGACUACGUCCGUGCCCAGCACGCCGUCGACCACAAUGUUCCCGCCGCCAUCCUUGGAACAUACCCCAUCUCGCCGGUCAUCCUUCAGCGGGUCCAAUGCGGCAAAUUCGCCUGCUACAUCCCAUCAUCGCUAUGGUCGAUCACCCUCGCCCAUGCCUGCACUUCCGGCCAUCCGUCCACAGUCAGUCUCAAGCUGGGCGUCUGUGAAGCUAUAUGGUGACGAGAGUUAUACGAACUUCUUCCGGCGCUUGACAUUUAGCCCCGAUGGAGGGCUACUGCUGACUCCAGCCGGGCAAUUCGAGGACCCUUCGGUUGUUCCAGGGUCUUCAAAAGGCGGAAAGGACGAGCAAACCACCCGAGGGAGGAAGGGACACCCUUCUACCACCCCAAAUGAGACAAACCAAUCAUCGACGUCCUCAGUGUAUAUCUACUCCCGUGCCAACUUUGCGCGACCUCCAAUAGCCCGCCUGCCUGGCCACAAAAAGGCGAGUGUCGCGGUCCGCUUCUCUCUCAUCCUCUACGAGUUGCGCUCUGGCGUGUCCGGCGCUGACCAGCCUGCGGAGCCAAAGACCGUGCUGAUUGAGAAGGGUAAGGAGGAGUCAGUGAGCGUCGACAUUGCCCCUGCUGCCCUUGCAGGAGGCUCAAGCUCCCCGAUGAAAGCUGGCCCGAGUUCGAACGUGACGUCAAACAUCGCCGCGCCGUCGCCGCGAAUUGCCAUACCGUCUGGGCCGCCGGCAUCCACGAUGCCCUCUCCUGCGCUGUCGGCCUCAGACUCACUCAGGCCGCCCACGCCUUUGACAUCUAGAGGCGGAACGCCCGCGAUUACAUCUACACCGACGGGCUCUGUCUUCUCCUUGCCGUAUCGGAUGCUGUAUGCGGUCGCGACGAUGGAUACUAUUACAAUAUAUGAUACUCAGCAAGCUGGCCCGGUGUGCCUUCUCACAAAGCUGCACUAUGACGAGUUUACAGAUAUGACUUGGUCUGCGGAUGGACAGUGCUUGAUGCUUUCCUCCCGCGAUGGCUAUUGCACCAUCGUCGUGUUCGAUGAGAUUCUGCCGACGUACCACACCCAGCAGCAGACAUUGCAGCUUCAGUCCAUCGCACAUCACCAUUCGUUGCCGCUUACCACUACAUCCACGUUGGCCACCCCACUCUCGACACCCUCCAUCCAGCCUGUCGGGUUACCCGCCAUGACUUCUGCGGUGCCCGGCAAGAGGAAAGUGGAAGUGGAGGCCCCGCUGACGCCUGCGCCGAGCGUGGACGAGAGCGUUCUCGGUACGCGUGAGGCAGACGACCCGUCCGCCCUACAAGAGGGACCGGAACCCCCGAAGAAGAAACGACGCGCGGUGUUGACGCGUGUCGGAGACGUUGGGUCAUGA
This is a messenger RNA of Laetiporus sulphureus 93-53, 2292 nucleotides long. Its product is annotated as WD40 repeat-like protein. The record is from RefSeq and is a predicted model, not a curated record. NCBI's taxonomy places the organism in Eukaryota, Fungi, Basidiomycota, Agaricomycetes, Polyporales, Laetiporaceae. Gene Ontology annotation, molecular function: protein binding. The transcript is spliced from 7 exons. Gene Ontology annotation, biological process: DNA replication-dependent chromatin assembly; nucleosome assembly. Bases 1 to 2292 code for a protein of 763 amino acids. Gene Ontology annotation, cellular component: nucleus; CAF-1 complex.